Molecule: messenger RNA, 6127 nt
Organism: Maylandia zebra (zebra mbuna)
Lineage: Eukaryota; Metazoa; Chordata; Actinopteri; Cichliformes; Cichlidae
Gene: cadm3
Product: cell adhesion molecule 3
Biological process (GO): homophilic cell-cell adhesion
Cellular component (GO): presynaptic membrane
Source: RefSeq, a predicted model, not a curated record
CUUUCAGACAGUCUGUUUUUGCUGCAGUGAACGGUAGCCGUGGAGAGCGAGCUAGAGAGAGAUAGAGAUACAAAGACAGAGUGAGAGAGUGAGCGGAGGGGGAAAAAGCAAGAAAAACAAGGAGUCGGGAGAAGGAACAAGGAGAGAGAAAAAAGUCGAUAAAAGCAGAUUGAAAGAAGGCUCUGAACAAGCGACUGCUGCGCAUCAAAGGAGGGACCUUACUGGGGACCUUAUUGGAGACCAGCAUCAACAAAACCCGACUCCGGAGGCGGACUAUACCGGUGACACUCCAGAGCUCCUCUGCCCUCCUGAGGAUUCAGUGAGACAGGCGGAUCUGUGUGCCCGAACAUGGCCUUCCCAUCAGCCCCCUUUGCAUUAUGGAGUGUCAGCUUAUUGACAGUACUCUUCACAGCUGCGGUUCACAGCAAUACUAGCUUUGAAGACGACCCCUUGCAGCCAAUGACCUCCGAUGAGACGGUGCCCGUGGGGGGUACGGUGACAUUGACCUGUCGGGUGGCAGAGAGCGACAAUUCCUCACUGCAGUGGUCCAACACUGCACAGCAGACCCUGUACUUUGGAGAGAAGAGAGCGCUGAGAGACAACCGCAUCCAGCUGUAUCGCUCGACAUCCACCGAGCUUUCCAUCACCAUCUCGGAGGUGCAGCUGUCUGACGAGGGAGAGUACACCUGCUCCAUCUUCACCAUGCCAGUCCGCACCGCCCGCGCCACCGUCACAGUGCUAGGUGUGCCCGGCAAGCCUCAGAUCUCAGGCUUUGAGCAUGCAGUGAAGGAGGGGGAAAAAGUCACCCUGACCUGCACCAGCACUGGCAGCAAACCCCCCGCCACGUUGCACUGGUACAAAGGAGACCAGCUGCUGAAAGGCGGUCCACAGGUGGUGGAGACUGUUGAUGGCAACCCCACGUACAACGUGAGCAGCGAGCUCACCCUGGAGGUGAGCGCCAGCGAUGACAACACGCUCAUCACCUGCGCCGUCAACCACCCCUCUCUUUCUCCGGGGGACAAGAGGAGCGAGCAGGCUCUGCGGGUGUUGUAUUCCCCGAACGUGAUGAUACACCCUGAGAGCACUCUGCCUAGAGAGGGGGAGAAGUUUUCUCUUCGGUGUGUCGGCAACGGCAACCCCGAGCCCACUAUCUACACAUGGGACAAGAAAGAUGGAGGGCUCCCCUUACAGGCCAAACCUGAUGGUGCUGUCCUGCAUUUCUCGAUGCUCAACAAAUCAGAUAAUGGCGUCUACGUGUGCCACGCUGACAACGGCAUUGGAAGCAGCGAGGGGGAGUACACACUCUUGGUGCAAGAUCCCAUGGACCCAGACUCCCCAAAAGUCACAGUUCCCUCACUUGGUUCUUCAUCUUUCACCCCCUCUUCCUCCCUCCCAUCUUCCUCUCCUACCGACAGCUUCUUCGGCUCUGGCUCUGAUUCCAUUUACUCUGACCCCUUUUCCACUACUGACCCCUUCACCACCUCCUCUUCCUCAAACUCCUCCCCUUCAUCAACUGAUGUGUCAACCACCAUCUCUGAAUCCUCCACCAUGACCCUCUCCAACGCUCUCUUCCCCAACCUGCCAUUCUCUCCAGACUCCUCUUCCCCCCACCCCACUUCAUCCCCAACUCCUCCUUCCACCAGCUCUUCUAGCAUCACUGCCACUCCCGCCUACUCAUCCCCUGCCUCCUCCCUUACGCCCCCAGUUUCAGUCCAGCUGAAUGGAGUUAACACUUUCACAGAUGAAGCACGCAACAUUACAGACCCCACAGCCAUGUCGACGACUUCGGGGGUGGACCACGCCGUGAUCGGAGGGGUAGUGGCUGUCAUCGUCUUUAUCUUGCUUUGCCUCCUCAUCGUCCUCGGCAGAUACCUCAUCAGACACAAAGGAACGUAUCUGACCCACGAGGCCAAGGGCUCAGAUGAUGCCCCGGAUGCCGACACAGCCAUCAUCAACGCAGAAGGAGGUCACUCCGGAGCAGAGGACAAGAAAGAGUACUUUAUCUAGAUAGAGAACAGAGUGGUGGAGGAAAGAAGCGGGAGGAGGCGGAGAAAAAGUUGGAGGACGUGGAUUGGAGGAGAGGGGAAGAGUGAAGGAAAGGAAACUUCGAUUUUUUUUCACGAUGCUUCAGUUCUUCACUCUGUUGGAGGGAUGAUUGGGAUGGGAAUGGGGGGAAAGGACUCUGGGCUGAGUUGAGCUUCAGCUGGUACUACCCUCUUUGCAUUGAUACAGGGAAGUGAGAUUUUGCACUGACAUAUGGAUGAACUAAUGUUACACUCAAACACACACACGAACAUGCAACAUACUUGUGUCAGUUAAGGGGUGAAUCUGUUUUCACACAGACGUGAAUGCUCAUAGAUGCUCAGAAUAACAAACGGGAGCCUCCUACUAACACGCAUCCGAAUUCUGACACAUUAACACAUUGUCACACAAGCAUCGUAGCCUAUUUUGAACUGUCAGCGCCGUGAAAAAUCAAAAUUGUAAGUCACAUUCCAACAUGUCGAGCUGAUAUUCCACUUCUCAAACCUGUCUUCUCAACAUUUAAUCCAAACCAGGUCUGUCUAUUCACUUUUUUUUCCUCCUCAUUCUCUACAUCUAACAAGGCAGAAUCCCUCUAUAAGCCUCCUCGUGACAGAGAAAUCCAUCUAAAGCAAAUUAUUACUGACAAACAUAAUCUCCCUCUCUCACGGUUUAAUCUUUUUAUGCCAUCAAACCUCUUCCUACGUCCUCGCAAACCCCGGUACGAGCCAUCGAGUUUUCCACAAUGCAACGCCACAAAAACAUGCAACACCCAUGCAAAAACAGCAUUCCCACCUUGUGCUACAAAGCCCAGGGGCUCCAGUAUACAUAUAUAAAUAUAUAUAUAUAUAGAAUUAUAUAGCAUUCUUUUUACUUGACAGAAAAUGUUUGGUGUGCUGUAAAUACACUCUCUCUGUCCUGUUUCUGCCUUCUGUCUCUCCUUCUAUCCCCCUUCUCUUUCUCUCUCCACCCCCCCUCUCCUGUAACUCAUACAGUCUGUUACUGCAUUACAGUAUAUACUUAUAUACUCAAAAAAAAGCCUGCCUGUUUUUAUUACAUGCGUGGAAAUGCAGAGUCGAAAUAUCAAUAUCUGGGUAAAAAAUAGAAACAUAACAACAAUGAUGUUGCGAUGAAGACUAACAUUAACUGCAAAUAUUUGUAUAUUCUGAUUUUCUUUGAUCUUUUUUUCUAUUUUUCUUUGAUCUCUUGGGGACUCGUGAGGGAUUUUCUCUCGUCAGUGUCUCAGUAUGUUACUGUCAGUGUUAACAUUUUUACAGUGUUUGUCAGUUUGUCAGCCCAGGAGUCCAUGAAUCGAAUUCCUAACUUGUAUUUUGAUUUUGAUGUUCAGGUUUUCAACAAUGUUUAUGUACUUAGUUCCUUUUUUCGCUGAUGAAUGGAGUUUCUCCCUGCUUUGUCGGCUCUCUGCUCCUAAAUGCUAAUCAGCAGCACACCUUCGGUCGAGAGCUUUGAACGGCGACAAGUUGGUGGUGGAGUUUAUCUUGAAUUCUGCUGCCCAGUGUUUGUACUUGUGGACCACUGUGGCUUUCCUUCCAGCUGGCCCCGCUGAUCCCACGGUUCACCUUCGCCGUUUUUCUCUCUGCAGCAGACUGCUUGUCUUGGCGAGGCCACCUGGCGCUAAAUUCAUUGAGUAGUGACAUCAUGACUUCCUCUAAGAGGUUGGCACAUUUGCUGCUUUCAGAGGUGAAAAUGCUUGCUUGCUUUUCCACUACAGGGCCAAAUAGGACUGGCUACAUGCAUUAUGACAAACUUCCCGGCAAAAAACCUUUCUGUUACUGUUUGUUUUUUUUGUGUGUGUGUGUGUAUGUGUGUUAUUGCAAGCAGGAAUCAUUUACCAGCUUAGCAAAAGGUUCCCAUAAAUGCACAGUGUUUUAUUAAGGUUGGAAGUUCGCCUUAGCACUGAAAGCUCCACUUGGCCCGGUCAUUGAAAUUGAUUGCAAUCUAACUAAGAGGCUCUGGGCUCUAGACUGUACACAUGCCAAGCUUUGGUUUGGUGGGCAGGGUGCCGAGUCUGGGCGGCACUAACACUGAAGAAAGUCAUUUAGUAACUUAAAUGUCCUCUUCUCUUUUUUUCCCCCUCUGCUCUGCCCGUCCAUUUCUUGCAUUCUUUAAUCAAUCAUCCCGUCUGCGUCCUGAUCCACCUUCACCCCAUGUCCCCUCUUCUCAUCACUCGUCUCCCCCACUCCAUCUCUGAUUGAUGUCUGAUUCUCCUUCCUGGUCUCUCAUCCACGAGUUCACAUAGACGUACAGUAGAAGUAGCGUCUAUAGCUUUGCUGGCGUGUGCUGAUGGCUCUUCGAAGCACUGUUUGGGAGUGUUUGGAGAGGAAUCCACUUGCUGUUGUUGUCAGUCUACCUAUAGACAGUUAUGUCUUUGAUAGUUUUUGUACACAUUUUAUGGGAAUGUUCAGGGAAUGUGAUUUUGCAUUCCUUUCCCCGUGUUGUUGUUAACCGCUACCUAGCUUUCUUCUUUGUGAGCAAGUAGUAUGUCUAUAAGCUAGCUAUUCUACAAAGGGUAAUGCGACCUGAAGCAGGGUCAGCUGUUGUUCUUUUUUUCUGCCGAGAGCUCUUGGUGAGACUAUUUAGUGACUGGUGAUGUAGUAGCGAACCCGGGUUAAACAGUGCUUGGAUUCUGUGUGUUUGAGCUUGCACUGUUUAUCUGAUGUUUGCUCUACAACACUCUUCUGCUAUCAUUUCACUGCUAUCAUGCCUGCAGAUCAGAGGAUUGGCUCUGUCUCACAGAGAUUGUUGUCCACUUUGAAGAUGUUACCAUUGACUUGUAUUUAACCUCAGUCUAGUUCUGCUCUGUGAAUGGAGAAAGGAAUAUCUGACUCAUACUCACCAAAGUGUAGUGUCUUUUAAAAACUAAUGGACCUGUAUUUGCCUGUAAUUUAUUGUCCUGUCCUUUGUCUUAGUUAGUCUGCUAGCAUGUAGCUUGCAUGAGAAAUGGUUGGAAAGUGUAGAUAGUGUUGCAGAUGAGCAGCGAUGACAAGUUCGUCUCCUGAGACGAGAAGCGGCGGCCUAACCGGCUGACCUCCCUGCUUUUCUCUGAUCUGCAAACAUGUCCCAGUGAAAUCCGUCUGCACCGCCUCAACACAGCAGAAAAGCAGUGAAGCAACUGGCAAAGGACUCGUUAUGCCCUUAUCAAAACCACGUAGGGGUAUAGUGUUGGACUGAGAUUUGCACUCACGUCUAAUUGCAUUUCAGUGCAUCAGUGCAGUAAUGAUUGACUGUCACCAGAUGCCAGCAAACAACAGCUUUUCUUCUCCCUCCUCGGUCGGUACGAGCUGUCCUGCCCUUCCACCAGACGCGCCACCUCCUCUUCAGGCAGCCGCACACUAGCUGCCGCCCAUCUCUUUUCAUUUUGUAGAAUAAGCCAAUUAAUUUUUAAAUUAUGUUUCAUUAAAGUUGUGCAUAAUCUCAUUGUUUUCAUUUCAAUUGAUAUCUUUUUUUCUUUCCUUGAAUUUAGAUGUUCCAAAACUUGAAGGUUAGACAUUUAGUUUUUUGCAUAUGUUAUUGUUUCAACAACGAUUUUUAAUUAAUUUCAUGUAUAUAGUGUUGCCUUUUACCAGAUACUCUUACGAGCUACAUACUUUGCACAUACACUUUGGAUACAAACACAUCCACACACACAUUUGGAUAUGCACAGCAGGCUUGAUGUCUGUUACUAUGGUGUAUUUGUACAUAUGUGUGUGUGUGUGUGUGUGUGUGUGUGUGUGUGUGUUUGUGUAUGAGUGUGAAGCGUGUAAUAAUUGACCCAGACAAACUUCAGAUUUACUCUCAUGUGUGUUGCAUUCACAAAAAUGUUCUUAUUUCAGUAACUCAGACAAUGUCUUUGUUCUUAUCAUUAUUAUUUUGAAUGACAAGUCUUCCUUUUGAAUAAAUAUCCAUAUCACAUGGGAGUAGUGCUGUCAUGUAUGUUAAUUUGUACUAUGGCUGAUGAUGUCAUCAAGGUGAGGCCCAACCGCAUGCAGUGGUGGGUUUUGCAUCUGUUGGCUGUUACGUUCAUAAAGUAUUUGUUUUUCGGGGUUACUUUUGUUAAAAUAACAGUUCAGUUGUUGACUUCAAUAAACAUGCAUUUGGGUUAAUUUCA